Perkinsus marinus ATCC 50983 is the source of this 243-nucleotide messenger RNA. RefSeq lists its product as hypothetical. The annotation marks the transcript as partial. The transcript has a single exon. The record is from RefSeq and is a predicted model, not a curated record. NCBI's taxonomy places the organism in Eukaryota, Perkinsozoa, Perkinsida, Perkinsidae.
AUGUCCGUAUCUGGUAGCAACAGCGGUAAAUCGUACUCGUGGACUGAUGUUUCGGGUAACGUGUACUACUAUUACAAGCAUCCUAUGACCAAGGCUGUUUUGUUCAUUUUACUACAGGAAUUAUGUGAACGUUUGGCCUUCUACGGGUUGAUGCCCAACCUUCAGAUUUUCCUCAAGGAGUAUCUUAGGGUUGAUGACGCUGGUGCUAAUUCGUAUAUCUCUACGUUCAACGCUAUCCUUUAU